AUGCCUUCGCUCCCUUGGCUCAGGACUGCAGACGGGGUUCACCGCCUGACAACGGCCACCCCUUGGGCUGGCAGAGGGCCACGAGUGCACCGCCCGUUUGCGGAUGAGGUGGUCUGGAUCCGGGUGGCCUGUGUUGGGUCUCGAACAGAACCGCUGUGGCGGGUGUUGAGGGCCGCAGAGCCUGAGCCUCUCCGCCUCUUGUUCGUGCUGCAGCUGCACACCUCGCGCAGCUUGCAUCCGCUUUCCACAGUUUCCGGUCUCUGCCAUUACACUAUUACCCGGCUGCAGCGUGGCUCCAGCUCGUCCGGCUACGAAGUUUGUCGAAACCAGCAGAAGCAUCCAAAUCUGAACGGGCUCAAGCAGCAUUUUAUUGACGAAUUCCGGUGA
Messenger RNA from Chaetomium fimeti, 387 nucleotides. RefSeq lists its product as uncharacterized. The record is from RefSeq and is a predicted model, not a curated record. The coding region runs from base 1 to 387 and encodes 128 amino acids. Lineage: Eukaryota; Fungi; Ascomycota; Sordariomycetes; Sordariales; Chaetomiaceae. The transcript has 3 exons.